AUGGCCGACCUCUCAACCUGCCCGCCCCUGACCCGGGCGUCGGUCGUGGAGGCCCACAAGCUCGUCAGGCCGCACAUCCACUACACCCCCGUCCUCACAAACAAGACGCUGACGGCGCUGGCGUCGACGCCCCGGAGCGCCGAGGACCUCGACGGGACCAAGUGGGAAGGGCGCACGCCGGCCAAGCCCGUGCUCAGGCUGUGGUUCAAGUGCGAGAACCUGCAGCGCAUCGGCGCCUUCAAGGUCCGCGGCGCGUUCCACGCCGUCGAGCGGCUGAAGCAGGAGCCCGACUGGCUCGAGGGCGGUGGGAAGGAGAAGGGCGUCGUCACGCACAGCUCAGGGAACCAUGCCCAGGCUCUCGCCCUCGCGGCCAGAGAAAGCGGCAUCCCCGCGCACAUUGUGAUGCCGGAUAUCUCGCCGCCCAACAAGAUCGCCGCGACGCGCGGGUACGGCGCCAACGUCGUCUUCAGCGGCAGCACCUCGGUCGAGCGCGAGGCCGUCGCCAACCGCGUCAUCGCCGAGACCGGCGCCCGCCUCGUCCCGCCCUACGACCACCCGGACAUCAUGCUGGGCCAGGGCACCAUGGGCCUCGAGCUGCAGGAGCAGGUGCGCGACCUCAUGGCCGCCGGGCACUCGGCCGCCCGCCCGACCUUCAACUCGACGGGCCUGCCCCGGUCCGACGGCGGCGACGGCAAGGGCCUGGACGCCAUCAUGACGCCGUGCGGGGGCGGGGGCAUGCUCUCGGGCGUCGCGCUCAGCUGCGAGGGCACGGGGAUCAGGGUGUUCGGCGCGGAGCCCGAGUUCGAGGGCGCCGACGACUGCAGGCGCGGCAUCGAGGCCGGGAAGCGCGUCGAGGCGGUCAAGACGCUGACCAUCGCCGACGGCCUGCGCACGCCGGUCGGACGGCACCCCUGGGGCGUCAUCUACGAGCGCCGGCUGGUCGAGGCCGUGUUCGCCGUGUCCGAGGACGAGAUCAGGGCGGCGACGAGGCUCGUGCUCGAGCGCUUCAAGCUCGUCGUCGAGCCGAGCGGCGCCGUGCCCCUCGCCGUCGCGCUGUUCAACGAGGACUUCAGGGCCAUGGUCGAGAGGGAGGCGGGCGAGGCCGGGUGGGACCUGGGGCUGGUGUUCAGCGGCGGCAACGUCGCGAUGGAGGGCCUGUUGAAGAUAUUCGCGGCGUGA
Molecule: messenger RNA, 1179 nt
Organism: Colletotrichum graminicola M1.001
Lineage: Eukaryota; Fungi; Ascomycota; Sordariomycetes; Glomerellales; Glomerellaceae
Product: pyridoxal-phosphate dependent enzyme
Exons: 2
Coding region: 1-1179 (392 amino acids)
Biological process (GO): L-serine metabolic process; pyruvate biosynthetic process; D-serine biosynthetic process
Molecular function (GO): threonine racemase activity; magnesium ion binding; serine racemase activity
Source: RefSeq, a predicted model, not a curated record